UCUGAUUUAUUCGACAAAAUUGAUCGGUGCGUGUACACAGUUCGUACACAGUUCAGUAUUACGCGAAAAUAACUUUUCCUCGAAAAUAAGACACUAUGGAAGACACCAUGUCCUCUACGAUAACGGAGAUGUUUACUUCAUUCCAAGACUGUCUGAACAACGAGCAAGAAAUACGCGAGCAAAUCCGUGUUAUUGUGAAGAAUAUUGAGAAAAAUUCUAGGGAUAUAUUGAUGACAUUGCAAAAUAUUCAUACAGUGCAUCAUACAAUGGAGGAAAAUAUAAUUGUAUCGAAAUAUUGUUCAAAAGCAAGAGAGAUAUUUGCAGACAUAAGGAUACAAUAUGCGAGUCUUGCUGAAGUGGUACCAAAUAAUCAGUAUUAUCGUUAUCACGACCAAUGGCGUUUUGUCACUCAAAGGCUGUGCUUUCUAGUUGCUCUAGUAAUAUACUUCGAAAUUAAACUCUUAGUUGACAAGAAAACUGUUGCAGAUAUAUUAGGAGUAAAAAAUAACAGAGAGGAUGGCUUCCAUUUGGAUCUGGAAGAUUUUUUACUGGGUCUGCUUCAGUUGUCUGCUGAAUUGAGUCGUUUUGCUGUAAAUAGCGUCACAAAUGGUCAUUAUUCUUGGCCAAUAGAAAUCGCAACAUUCGUUAAUGAAUUAAACGCAGGGUUUCGGCUAUUAAACUUAAAGAAUGAUAUAUUGAGGAAACGUUUUGAUGCUCUCAAGUAUGAUGUAAAAAAAAUUGAAGAGGUAGUGUACGACUUGUGCAUUCGCGGUUUGGUUCCGUCCCCUCGGCCUAUUGAAGAAACGCCUACCGAAGAGACGCCUACUGAAUAGGUUUCUAUAUCUUUCCAUAAUAUUUCACUUUAAUA
Messenger RNA from Atta colombica, 868 nucleotides. RefSeq names its product translin (gene trsn). The transcript is spliced from 5 exons. Gene Ontology annotation, cellular component: cytoplasm; nucleus. Gene Ontology annotation, biological process: RNA metabolic process. Gene Ontology annotation, molecular function: single-stranded DNA binding; RNA binding; sequence-specific DNA binding. NCBI's taxonomy places the organism in Eukaryota, Metazoa, Arthropoda, Insecta, Hymenoptera, Formicidae. Bases 96 to 833 code for a protein of 245 amino acids. The record is from RefSeq and is a predicted model, not a curated record.